AAAGUCUAACGAGCUAGAUGAAAAACAGCUUUUAACAAAGCAAGUUGAUUCAUUAGCUUUAUUGGGCCACAUAAGUUAUGUGUUGGCGUGUCUUCGCAGAUACAAAAUAAAAUCCGUUUUGAAACCAGAAUAUGCUUCAAUAUGUGUUGAUGAUGGCACGCAAAGAAAAUAUAUGUUUGGCGAUGAUUUACCCAAACGAUUAAAAGACGCCAAAGAGGCGAGCAAUGUGGGGCUAGCUGUGAAUACGAGCAAUUCAAGAACCAACAACUAUCGGGGGCCAAAAAGCUAUGACCAGCGAAAUUGGCGCCAAACACGUGGGGGGCAUAAUUACCAUGGUGGCAGUUCACGGUCGGAUUUUCCCAGCGAGGAAAAUAGAACUACAAGGGGAAAAUGGUGCAAAAUACCAACCACCUCGCAAGAAAUAAUCGCUCACUUAAAGACAAUAAAUUCAUCUGUUUCUCCAGUAAGUAAAUGGAAAAUUUCUAUUCCUAUUUUAAAGGAUUAUUUAAAACAAUUAUGUGCCAGUUCAAAAGCUGGUCGUAUCUCAAUUCAUUUUUCUGCCUGGAUAAGCAUAACAUCAGAUAAAGAGAUCUUAUCUGAUACUCAGGGCAUGACCAUUGAAUUAUCAGAAAUGCCAGCCCAACAUCCCUUUGUCCAAACAAAAUUUAACAGUGCAGAAACUGAGAUCAUUGAGACAGAAAUCAACAAAAUGUUGGGAAAAGAAAUUAUAGAACAAGUCGAACGUACAAAAGAUGAAAUUAUCUCAAACAUUUUUACAAGACCUAAAAAGGAUGGGACUCAUAGAGUGAUCAUUUAUCUAAAAGAUUUCAAUAAACAUGUAUCUUACUAUCAUUUUAAAAUGGAUUAA
Messenger RNA from Paramuricea clavata, 868 nucleotides. NCBI's taxonomy places the organism in Eukaryota, Metazoa, Cnidaria, Anthozoa, Malacalcyonacea, Plexauridae. The record is from the annotation of a GenBank genome assembly.